AUGUCGGCGAGGGCGAUGCGGCCAACACGCCGUGACCUCUUACUGGUGAUCGUCACCUUUGGUAUCGCGUACCUCUUCUUCACCGCCCCCGACCAUGUCGCUGGAUCCGGCUCCCCGGCGUCAUCAUCGUCGUCGUCGUCGUCGUCGUCGCGGCCCUCACGUCUCAAGGCAUGGCAGAACGUGCUGUCGGGCGAGAGCAGUGACGACGAGCAGUGUGCCGUGCAGCCACUGAACGAGCGCUCCUUUGAGGACACGCACGUCAAGGUCGGUUUCGUCCGCCAGGAGAGCCACGGCGCCGAGGGCAAGGACACCGAGGAGGACGAGUCCGACUCGCUCGAGUCGGACGAGUUUACCGACAGGGCCACCAAGAUGCUUGGCCACACGGAUGGAUGGACCAUGUUUGAAAACCUCUACAUUUACAACAGCACGUUCUACGUUGUCACCGAGCAGCGCUCAGACUGGCCCGAGCUCCGCCUGAUGACCUCGACCGGUCUGCCUGCCGAAAACGUCCCGGGAAACAUGGAGGCUCGCGAGCCCAAGGGCGACGAGAUCAUAUUCAUCACCCCCCAGGAAGCCUACGAAAAGUGGGGCAACAACGUCUACGAGAUGAGCGGCAUGACCUGGCUCUUCAACGACGGACAGUUCAUCGACCACUACUACCACUUUGCUGCCGAGCUCUUGCUGAGUACUUGGCGCGUGCACUCGGUUCUGGACAAGAACAUUGAUGCGCACGGCCGCACCAAGAUUCCUCCUCCUGCCCGCAUGUGGUUCCUCCACCAGAACGCGCAGCAGUGGCGUGACAGGCCUGGCUUUAACAAGUUUAUCACCAACGCCCUCUUCCCCGACACUGCCAUCCUCUACCCAGAGGAUAUGGACGACAUGCGCGGUUCGACGUCGGGCGCUCAUGUCAAGAAGGCCUAUGUCCUCCCCAAGGCUAUCCUGGGCGACCGCUCCGCUGCCUUCCGCGGCCCGCACACCGGCCCUACCCAGCGCACGGCGGCCUCGGCGUGCCAGUUUGGCGUUGCUUCGCCCUUCUGGUGGGAGCCCCUCCGUCGCCAGAUGGCCCGCUACUCUGGCGUCGACGAGGACAUCAUCAACCGCAGCCUCGAGGGCUGGGGCGCCAUCGACCCCGUCAAGGUCGAGGCCGACGUCUUGAAGGGCAAGCCCAAGCCCGAGACGCUCGCGCCCAUCGGCACGUACCGUCCCGUCGUGACCUACAUCUCGCGCCAAAAGGGCAGCCGUCGCCUCACCCCAGAGUCGCACGACGAGCUUGUCGCUGCCCUCGAGGAGCGUGCCAAGAAGCUCGACUUUGAGCUCAUCAUCGUCUCGGCCGAGACCUUGACCAAGGACGAGCAGAUCACCAUUGCGGCACGCACUACCAUUAUGCUCGGCGUGCACGGCAACGGUCUCACCCACCUGCUGUGGAUGCCUGCCACGCCCCGCUCGGCUGUCAUUGAGAUGUUCUUCAAGGGUGGUUUCGCUCACGACUACAUGUGGACCACUCACGCCCUCGGCAUGCGCCACUUUGCCGUCCAGCACGACCUGGUGCGCACGUCGCCCAACCAGCCCAAGGUCGACUACCCCGAUGGACCCAACGGCGGAUUCCAGGGCAACCACAUCACGGUUGUGGGCAAGGUCGUGGCGGACAUUAUCGAGGACCGUCUUGCCGGCAGGAUCUGA
Messenger RNA from Apiotrichum porosum, 1680 nucleotides. RefSeq lists its product as uncharacterized. The record is from RefSeq and is a predicted model, not a curated record. The transcript has 4 exons. Gene Ontology annotation, cellular component: endoplasmic reticulum. Bases 1 to 1680 code for a protein of 559 amino acids. Gene Ontology annotation, molecular function: protein O-acetylglucosaminyltransferase activity. Gene Ontology annotation, biological process: protein O-linked glycosylation via mannose. Lineage: Eukaryota; Fungi; Basidiomycota; Tremellomycetes; Trichosporonales; Trichosporonaceae.